This is a messenger RNA of Microthlaspi erraticum, 1056 nucleotides long. Lineage: Eukaryota; Viridiplantae; Streptophyta; Magnoliopsida; Brassicales; Brassicaceae. The record is from the annotation of a GenBank genome assembly.
AUGCUGUCUCUAGAAGAGGGUGGUUGUCGUCUGUACAUCCCAGAAGAAGAUAGGGUUUACGAUACGACGAAGAGUUGUGAUUUUUCAGGGUAUCGAUUCCUGGCAAACUCGGGUAAGUGGUUCCUGGCCGUAGAUUCUCGAUCGAGACUCGUUAUUAUAGACGUGUUCAGCGAGGAGAGGAUCGAUCUUCCUCCUCUGGGGUCAAUAAAGGGUGACUUCCAUAAGGUUGAGGCAGCAGGAGAUAAGAAAUUCGAUGUUAUGUUUAUUGAGCAUAUUGGUUUCUGUUCUGGGGUUAUUAAAACUGUGGAAGAUCUGAGAGGUCUUUUGUGGGUAGACGACAAGAGUGGAGAGUACGUUGUUGUGUGGCAAUUUGAAGGCCACGAGUUUGUAGGGUAUUGCAAGAAAGGAGAUGAUCAUUACCGUGAGAUUCCUACAAAGAUCGGUGUCCCCAGGGAUUUACAAGGCAUAAAUGAUAUGGUACUCAAAGGUUACAGCCUUUACUGGUUUACGAAACGUGAGUUCGUUCGACACCUGGAUUUGUCUGGAGAAGAUGGUUACAAGGAUGUGUCCGAGAACCACAGAUUGCCAAUGUGGAUGCCAACUCUGGGUAGUAAGGAGGAAUGUGAAAGACUGGGAGCAGUUAAGACCAUCGCAGGUACCAUUAACAUUGCUGUGACAACAUCAGGAGAGGCUUUGUAUGUCCAUAGCAAAGCUUACGAGACGUCAACCUUGGAAAGGCCUAGGACGUUCCACGUGUACAAGAGGGAUCCUAAAGAUCUACACCCGAGUACCAACGACACAAGGCUUCUGGAGCUUGAUUCUCUAGGUGAUGAGGCACUGUUUCUUGACUUGGGUAUCACCGUGAAAGUGGAAGCUCACCAUACCAUUGGUAUCGAGCCAAACUACAUCUAUUUCACACGUGGUGACCGUAACCGUCGCCGGAGAGUUUCAUGCCUCGACAUAUGUGUGUACAAUCUUGCAACAAAGACCAACAAACGCUUCCCGAGUCUCUCCAACUUAAAAGUCAAGGAUGCUCAGUGGUUUCUCCCCUCUUGA